AUGGUUUACACCGGCGCGGGUAUCUCCACGUCGGCGGGCAUUCCGGAUUAUCGGGGACCGAACGGCGUGUGGACGCUGCGCUCUAAGGGCAUUCAAGUCAAAGAGCCGAACUUUCUUCAGGUGUCUCCGACGCUAAGCCACUUUGCGAUCACGGCGAUGGUGCAGGCGGGCGUUGUGCGACACGUGGUGUCGCAGAACAUCGACGGGCUACACCGGCGAUCGGGGCUGCGGUCGCACGAGAUCAGCGAGCUGCACGGCAACUUUUGUCGCGAGGUGUGCGCGCGCUGCGGCGCGGAGUUUUUCCGCGGGUACUCGGUGUGGAAGGGGCUCACGACGGCGCGCGGGUCGACGCAGGAGGACGCGAAUCGCGCGGCGAAGAUCCUGCUGGAGCGCGCGACGGGCGUGGUGGCGGACGGGGGGAGGAGAGAGGGGGAGAAGGGGGAAAAGGGGGAGAAGAGGGAGAAAGGAGAGGGAUCUGCGCGGAAGGAGAGCGCACGGGGAGCUGGAGGUCGUGGGGGAAAGGGGGGAGGGAGUGGUAAUGCUGUGUUGAAGAAGCGGAAAAGGAGUGAAGACGCGGCGAAGCGGAAGGCGAAGAGAGCGCGAAGCGCAAGAGCGAGGAGAUUUGUUGAUAGUGAGUCGGAGAGUAGCGAGGACGAGGAAGAGGAGGAGGAGGAGGAGGAGGAGGAGGAACAAGAGUCAGAGGAAGAAGAGGAAGAGGACGAGGAAGAAGAGGAGGAGGAGGAGGAUGAGGAUGAGGAGGAGUUGCAGUUCGACCAUCGGACGGGGAGGAUGUGUGAAGUGGAAGGGUGUGGAGGGGAGCUAGAGGAUUGCGUCGUGCUGUUCGGAGAGUGCCUUCCCAACGAGCCCCUGAAGUCCGCCAAGCGCCACAGCGACCGCGCGGACGUGGCGCUGGUGAUGGGGUCGAGUCUGCGCGUGGGCCCCGCAUGCAACUUCCCCGCCAGCGUUCCGCGCCACGGCGGCAGGCUCGUGAUCAUCAACCUGCAGCCCACCCCCAUGGACGCGCGCGCGGAGCUGGUGAUUCGAGGUCAAUGCGACAAGGUGAUGCACAUGUUGCUGCUGGAGCUGCGUCUCACGCCCCUCCUGCACUCCCUGCGCCGCACGCACGCCCCACCCCCACCUCAUCCGCAACCCCUAAGCCCCUCCAAGUCCCACCUCAAGCCCGAGACAAAACCACCAGCAGCAGCAGCUGCGGCGGCUUCUUCUCAAUCUCACCCGCUUUCUCCCACUGCACGAUCCGUUGGUAGUGGCAAGGCAACGGGGGGACAGGGAGAAGUGGGAAAGGACGGGAAGAAACGGACGAAGGAGGCGAGUGGGGGUGAUGGGAAGGGCAAAGCCGGAAAGGGCAAGCGGGGCAAGGAGAUAAGUCUUAGCUUGGAGUGGCCGAGUGUGGGGCCUGUUAGUGGUUCAGUGCCCAGGCGUGGGAGAGAGACAGACGGCCGUGCUGGUAGUGGUGGUAAGUCUGCUCCUGCUGGUGGUGGUGCGUGCGUUAGAGGGGCUGACAAGGACGCGUGUUGCGGGGAUGAGCGAAGGAUGGAGGAAGCUUGUAAGGAGGACAAGGGCGUUGGCGGUGUGGAAGGUGAGAGUAGCGUGCAGCCGUGCGGGGAGGAGGAGAAGGAGGCGGAGGAGAUGGAGAAGGAGAAAGUGAAGGAGAAGGAGAAGGAGAAGGAGAAGGAGAAGAAGGAGGAGGAGGAGGAGGAGGAGGAGGAGGAGCAGGAGAAGAAGAAGGAGGAGGAGGAGCAGGAGAAGAAGGAGAAGGAGGAGGAGGAGCAGGAGAAUGAGAAGGAGGAAGAGGAGCAGGAGAAGGAGAAGGAGAAGACCAAGGAGGAAACAGAGGAGGUGGAGGGGGAUAGGGAGAAGGGCAGGAAAAGGGAAUCAGAAGGGGAGUGUGCGAGGACGAGUGUGGAAGUUAAGAGUCGAGACGCGGCUGACCGGGAAUCUAGGCUUGCUGCUGUAGGAGGGACCGUGGAUAUGGAUGUAGCAGCCACGGGGAAGAUAGGCACGAAGGAAAGAGUGACAAGGAAAGGCGCGUUGAAGCGAGGAGCGACGAGCGAAGGAGCGUAG
Closterium sp. Naga37s-1 is the source of this 2082-nucleotide messenger RNA. NCBI's taxonomy places the organism in Eukaryota, Viridiplantae, Streptophyta, Zygnematophyceae, Desmidiales, Closteriaceae. The record is from the annotation of a GenBank genome assembly.